AUUUUUGUUCUUAGGUAUAUUGACUGAAGUUUAAUGAAAAGCAUUGUGACCAGCUAGGAGAAUUUGCUGCAAGGAAUGGAAUUAGCUCACAGCUUAUUGCUGAAUGAAGAAACAUGCAGCCAACUAGGUGAAGUUCAGAAGGCAGAAUUUAUUUUUGAGUGGUUGAGAUAUUUGGAGAAGCUCUUGCUAGCAACCAGCAGGAGUGAUGUAAGAGAGAAACAGAAGACUCUUGUUGAACAGCUCCUGUCUUUGUUGAACAGCUCCCCAGGGCCUCCUACCCGCAAACUCCUUUCUAAGAGUCUAGCAAUACUUUAUAGUAUUGGAGACACAUUCUCUGUUUAUGAGACAAUCGAUAAAUGUAAUGAUCUUAUUCGAAGCAAAGAUGAUUCUCCAAGUUAUCUUCCCACUAAACUUGCUGCUGUGGUAUGUUUGGGUUCCUUGUACAAGAAGUUGGGUAGAAUACUGGGUAACACCUUUACUGAUACGGUGGGGAAUAUUCUUAAAGCUAUGAAGAGUGCUGAGUCUCAAGGGCGAUAUGAGAUUAUGCUGAGUCUACAAAACAUACUAAAUGGACUAGGAGCUACUGCUGCACCUUGCCACAGAGAUGUUUAUAAAGCUGCUAGAUCCUGCUUAACAGAUAGAUCCAUGGCUGUUCGUUGUGCUGCUGCAAAGUGUCUGCUUGAACUUCAGAAGGAAGCCAUUUUUAUGUGGAGUACAGACCUGGACAGUGUGACAACGUUAUGUUUUAAGUCCUUUGAAGGUUCUAAUUAUGACGUGCGGAUUUCAGUUUCAAAGCUAUUGGGCACAGUAUUGGCUAAAGCUGUAAUUUCUAAACAUCCAGGAACAGCAGCUUCACGUCAAAGCAUUCGCAGAGUAUCUCUGGAGGAAGUUCUGGAAUUACUAGGAACAGGGUUUCUACGUGGGAGUUCAGGAUUUCUUCGAGCCAGUGGAGAUAUGCUGAAAGGAACCAGUUCAGUCAGUAGGGAUGUUCGAGUUGGAGUUACUCAGGCUUACGUGGUAUUUGUUUCAACACUAGGAGGAGGAUGGCUAGAGAAAAAUUUUGCUGCUUUUCUUUCUCAUAUCCUAAACCUUGUGUCACAGUCACACCCUAAAGCCACCCAAACUCAGAUUGAUGCUGUUUGCUGUCGUCGUUGUAUUUCAUUUAUUCUUCGGGCUACUAUAGGAAGCCUUCUUGGAGAAAAGGCUCAAAUUGCUGCUGUAAAAGACAUUUGCCAGGCCAUCUGGAAGCUAAAGAAAGUUAUGGAUGCUGUAAUAAGUGAUGGUAAUUUGGAAACCCGACUUAGUUCCACAGAUGUAGCAGCUAGCCAGCAUAUGCUUGUAUGUGCUCUGCAAGAACUUGGAAAUCUCAUACACAGUCUUGGUACCACAGCUGCACCUUUGCUACAGGACUCUAGUGCAGGCCUUCUUGACAGUGUCAUUUCAGUUAUUUCUCAUCCUAGCAUUUGUGUACGACUAGCGGCGGCUUGGUGUUUACACUGCAUUGCUGUGGCAUUACCUUCGUACUUAACACCUCUCUUAGAUCGUUGCCUUGAACGGCUUACUGUACUUAAGUCUUCACCUGACGCAGUGACUGGAUUUAGUUUUGCUGUGGCCGCUUUGUUGGGAGCAGUAAAACAUUGUCCUUUAGGAAUUCCUCAUGGAAAAGGCAAGAUUAUUAUGACAUUAGCAGAGGAUUUGCUGUGUUCUGCAGCUCAAAACAGUCGCCUUUCAGCUCAGCGCACACAAGCUGGAUGGUUGCUGAUUGCUGCUCUGAUGACAUUAGGUCCUGCUGUUGUCAGUCAUCACCUUGCUCGAGUUCUGCUGUUGUGGAAGUGUGUCUUUCCAGCAUCUCCUAAAGAUCUAGAAACAGAAAAGAGCCGAGGAGAUUCAUUUACAUGGCAGGUAACCCUGGAAGGACGAGCUGGUGCACUCUGUGCUGUCAAGAGCUUUGUUUUCCACUGUGGUGAUCUCCUUACUGAGGAAGUAAUUCAGCGUCUUCUUCCACCACUUCCUUGUGCUGUGGAUUUGCUAACUCAGCUUUCUUCAAUACUGAAAACAUAUGGAAGUCCUUUGAAAACACCAUCAGUAGUUUAUAGGCAAAGACUUUAUGAACUAUUAAUUUUAUUACCUCCUGAAGCCUAUGAAGGAAACCACUGUGCUAUCCUCAAAGAGCUGGCAGCUGACUUGACCGCCCCUGAUACCCAGGUGGCAGCAUCUACAUUUUUACUUCCACCCCUCUGUCAUCAGGAUGAUCUUCUGAUACUAAGUCCUUUGCUACAAGAGACUGACCAUAGAUUUAUAGAAGAACAGCUCCUGCUUGGUAAUGGUGUUGCUUGUGGAAGUCUUGAAUAUGAUCCUUAUUGUAUUUAUGAGAAAGAUGUAGACGGAGAUUCGGUGCCUAAGCCUCUACCUCCAACACUGUCAGUUAUUAGCUCUGCUGCCAAGCUCUUUGGGAUUGUAUGUGCUCAUGUGGGAGAGGCUCAAAGGCUUCUUAUAUUGGAACAGCUUUUGAACAGUAUAAAGCACACAAAAGGAGCUCGUCAGCAAGUAGUUCAGUUACAUGUUGUUUCUUCAGUUUCUAGUUUCUUAAAGUACGUGGCUGACUCCAAGGGAAGUUUGGGUGCAGAAGAAAUGAGAAGACUUGUCCUAACAUUAGUUAUGGGAGCUCUAGAAAGUCCCAUCCCCCUAUUGAGAUGUGCGGCUGCAGAGGCAUGGGCUAGAUUAGCCCAAGUAGUUGAUGAUGGAGCUUUUACUGCUGGAUUAGCUCAAGUUAGCUUUGACAAGUUGAAAUCAGCAAGGGAUGUGGUUACCAGAACAGGACACUCAUUGGCUUUGGGGUCCCUACAUAGGUAUUUAGGAGGAAUAAGUUCUUCUCAACACUUAAAUUCUUGUGUUGGGAUCCUUUAUACUUUGUCUCAGGACAGCACCUCUCCUGAUGUGCAAACCUGGGCAUUACAUUCUCUGUCCUUGAUAAUUGAUUCUGCUGGUCCACUUUAUUAUAUACAUGUAGAACCCACCCUUUCUCUUAUUAUAAUGUUGUUGUUAAAUGUACCUCCUACUCAUGCCGAAGUUCACCAAAGUCUUGGUCGCUGUUUGAAUGCACUUAUUACCACGUUAGGUCCAGAGUUACAAGGUAUGUAUAACUGCUUUUGUGAUGUUUUAUAUUAA
Carlito syrichta (Philippine tarsier) is the source of this 3168-nucleotide messenger RNA. Its product is annotated as HEAT repeat-containing protein 5A. The coding region runs from base 76 to 3168 and encodes 1030 amino acids. Gene Ontology annotation, cellular component: endocytic vesicle; membrane; Golgi apparatus. The record is from RefSeq and is a predicted model, not a curated record. The transcript has 19 exons. Gene Ontology annotation, biological process: retrograde transport, endosome to Golgi; endocytosis; intracellular protein localization. Lineage: Eukaryota; Metazoa; Chordata; Mammalia; Primates; Tarsiidae.